CAGUUUUUUAUUUAGAAACAAAAACAAAACCAAACUUCGAAACCAAUCCAAAUCCCUUCCCUCCAUGUAAAGAAGGGGAAGAAAGGAGUUGAGAUUGGAAUUCGAAAUCCCUUACCUAUCACCCCAGGGAAUAUUCCUGAGCGUCUCAGAAUCCAGCUAGCUGAUGAGCCAUUGAAUAGACAAAGAAGAAGAAGCAAAGCGAUAACGUCUGCACUUGUAGAAGGGGAAGGAUAAGAAGGAAGCGAAACCUAAUUUUCAAAUUAGGCUUCUGAAUUUUUUUAUCUUUUCUCUCUCUCUGUCUCGUUUAUAAAAUACUAAACCACAAUAGAUAAUUUCUUCUUCAGAUCGAAACCAAACCAAUGGAGAAGAGAGAAGAAGACAUUGGUAUUGCCCAGAAUCAGAUAAAGACUAGUAGUAGUAAUGGAUCUAAGUUUCCAUUGACAUUUUGGGAGGUUACAAUUGCUUUGUCUGUUGUUUCUAGUUUUAUUUUAGGGCUUCUUGGUGUCUAUUUGACGUUACCAGCUUCGGAUUAUAGUUUCCUUAAGCUUCCUCGGAGUCUUGAAGAUCUUCAGCUUCUCAGGGAUCACCUUGAAGAUUACACGAGUGACUACACAGUACAAGUUCUUGUGGGGUAUCUUGUUGUCUACAUCUUUAUGCAGACUUUCAUGAUUCCAGGAACAGUUUUUAUGUCAUUACUUGCGGGAGCACUUUUUGGAGUAGUCAAAGGCGUUGCUCUCGUUGUUUUUGCUGCCACUGCUGGUGCUUCAUCUUGCUUCUUUCUAUCGAAACUCAUAGGAAAGCCUCUUGCAGUUUGUUUGUGGCCAGACAAAUUGACCUUCUUCCAAAAUCAGGUGGCUCAAAGAAGAGGAGGACUGCUCAACUACAUGCUUUUUCUAAGAGUCACUCCUACCUUACCGAAUACCUUCAUCAAUGUAGCUUCACCAAUAGUGGAUGUACCUUUCUAUAUUUUCUUCACCGCAACUUUCAUCGGGCUAAUUCCUGCUGCUUAUGUGACAGUCAGGGCUGGGAUAGCUCUUGGAGAGUUGAGAUCUCUAGGUGACCUCUACGAUUUCCAGUCGAUAGCUACCUUAUUCCUCAUUGGGGUUGUCUCUAUCACUCCUACACUUAUGAGUAAGAACAAGUCAGAGAAGGUGGCGUGAUAAGAAGGAUGCACCUGGAUGAAUGCAGAAAAUCGGUCGAACUAGGGAGGCACCUCUGCGAGGGCUAUACAGGGAUACAUAUUAGGCCCAAUUCCCUUCCCUUGCUCGUCGUUUGGUUUCCUCCUACAUUGGGUAUGGGUAAGCACCUCGGACAAUGGAUUGAAAUGUAAAUCUUGUUACCAAGGCAGGCUUGCUGUGUCUCUGUACAUUGUUUAAUCCUUGUGGUUUUUUGAAAUAAAAAAGUUCAGCAAAUUGUGUUUUCGAA
Papaver somniferum (opium poppy) is the source of this 1425-nucleotide messenger RNA. RefSeq lists its product as uncharacterized. The transcript is spliced from 4 exons. The record is from RefSeq and is a predicted model, not a curated record. NCBI's taxonomy places the organism in Eukaryota, Viridiplantae, Streptophyta, Magnoliopsida, Ranunculales, Papaveraceae. The coding region runs from base 360 to 1160 and encodes 266 amino acids.